Pleurotus ostreatus (oyster mushroom) is the source of this 1356-nucleotide messenger RNA. RefSeq lists its product as uncharacterized. Lineage: Eukaryota; Fungi; Basidiomycota; Agaricomycetes; Agaricales; Pleurotaceae. Gene Ontology annotation, biological process: ubiquitin-dependent protein catabolic process; positive regulation of proteasomal ubiquitin-dependent protein catabolic process; protein polyubiquitination. Gene Ontology annotation, cellular component: ubiquitin ligase complex; cytoplasm. Gene Ontology annotation, molecular function: zinc ion binding; ubiquitin protein ligase activity; ubiquitin conjugating enzyme binding. The transcript is spliced from 2 exons. The record is from RefSeq and is a predicted model, not a curated record. Bases 1 to 1356 code for a protein of 451 amino acids.
AUGGCCACCGCCGAUGCAGAAACCUUUGCUCUCAUAGCAAGGCUCCUUCUUGACGAUAUCAACGAAGUCGAACGUUAUCGCAAAGGGAAAAGGAAUGAAGGGUCGCCUCCAACAGACGAAGAAUUGUCUUUCACUGCGCAGCAGAAGGAAAUGCAAGACUUGCUUUCCAGCAUGCAGGACCUCCGAGUCGCCCAAGGCCUGAAUCGCGCGUUGACAACCGACGACGCCAUCCUCAGCGCGUUUGACAUUGCCGAACGAUCUGCUGACGACGAUAGGAGGGCAGCUAUUGCUCUCAGCUCAGGUCUUCCAUUACCGCCGAGGACGGACUAUCAGCAACGCGUAGAGGAUCGCGGGUUUUCCUUGAAUAUCCCUGAUGCUCCUAUCCACGCGCCUCCCAAAAAGCCUUCGGCACCUCCUUCCUUUGUAUUUGUACGUCAGGAUGAAGUCGAGAGCACCGUGUCUAUCAAUCCGUACCGCUCCAAACCCAACCGCCCAUUUCAUUCUCACACCGCGAAGGACUGUAUUUCGUGCAUGGAAUCAUUCACUCCAUCCCACAACCUCCGCCCGGCGUGUGGCCACGACUGGUGCUCUCGCUGCAUCGUCGACUUAGUGACGGCUUGUCUCAAAGACGAGUCCUUGUAUCCUUUACGAUGCUGCGGGCAGAACUUCGUCGAGAGCGAGAUUCUCGCUUCGUUGAGGGAUCGGAGACUCCAUUCACAGUUUCGACUCAAAGCGCAAGAGUUCGCCACCCCUCCAUUGCAACGCGUCUAUUGCCCAGAACCUCGCUGUUCUUCGUUCUUGUGUCCUGCAAGCAACGUGAAGAAGAGCGUCGCUUGCGAGUCUUGCGGAGAGAUGGUGUGCCUAGCCUGCAAGAGUCUGGGGCACGGGGAUGAGGACUGCGUCGAGCAGGCAGCGCUCACUGAGCUAAAAGAGCUUGCGCGUGAGAAGGGGUGGCAGACGUGUCCCGGAUGCCAUGCCGUGGUCGAACUUAACUAUGGCUGCUACCAUAUGACGUGUCGGUGCCGUGCAGAAUUCUGCUAUAUUUGUGCCGUCCCUUGGAAACAAUGCCAAUGCGCGCAGUGGGAUGAAGAGCGACUCCUCGAUACCGCCCGCCAGCGCGUCGCGAAUGACAUGGGCCGCGAGGCUAUGAUACAGCCCCAACUAUAUCAAGCGCAGGUCCGACAGGCGGUGAAUCAUCUUCGCGUAAACCACGACUGCCAGAGUCAUCGCUGGCGCUAUCGUAGCGGCGGGGGACGUUGUGAGGAGUGUCAUCAUAACUUACCUCAGUAUCUUUUGGUGUGUAGGGGUUGUGGUAUGCAAGCAUGUGUCAGAUGUGCGCGUAAUCGCCUUGUAUGA